Messenger RNA from Nycticebus coucang (slow loris), 528 nucleotides. It is a transcript of the gene TMSB10, whose product is annotated as thymosin beta 10. Gene Ontology annotation, molecular function: actin monomer binding. NCBI's taxonomy places the organism in Eukaryota, Metazoa, Chordata, Mammalia, Primates, Lorisidae. The record is from RefSeq and is a predicted model, not a curated record. The coding region runs from base 172 to 306 and encodes 44 amino acids. Gene Ontology annotation, cellular component: cytoplasm. The transcript has 3 exons. Gene Ontology annotation, biological process: regulation of cell migration; actin filament organization.
CGCCCCUCCGGUGCCAGCACCGCCCCCGCUGCGGCGGGUGAGGGGCGGGGCGGGGCGCGGCGUAUAUAAGACGAGGGGCGGGCGCAGCUCUUUGUCUCUUGCUGCAGCAACUGGAGCGGGAGCACCAGGACCCCGGGCUCGGAGCGGGACGCCAAGGAUUGUUUUAAGAAAAUGGCAGACAAACCGGACAUGGGGGAAAUCGCCAGCUUCGAUAAGGCCAAGCUGAAGAAAACCGAGACGCAGGAGAAGAACACCCUGCCGACCAAAGAGACCAUCGAGCAGGAGAAGCGGAGUGAGAUUUCCUAAGACUAGCGGAUCCUCUGUCCCCGUCCUCUCGAGACCCAAGUCGUGAUGUGGAGGAAGAGACACCUGCCAGACGGACAUGAGCCACAAGCUGCACUGUGAACCCGGGCACUCCGCGGGCCGUGGAGGGGACCCCCAAUCGGACUGCCAAAUUCUCCGGUUUGCCCUGGGAUAUUAUAGAAAAUUGUUUGUAUGAUUAAUGAAAAUAAAACACACUUCGUGGCA